GCCCGGGAGACGGAAAGGCGGGAGCUUCCAGGCCUCUGCGGCCUUCGAGCUGGGUUUCUACAGACAAGCGGAAACGCCCCCUCUUUACAAAACAAAGAGAAGCGGGAGGCGUGUGCGGCGCGAGGGGCUGCGACCUCCUUGGGCCUGUCCUUCAGGCCUCUGGGCGGUUCAGCAUCGUUUGGAGAAGAUGGAGGGAGGCCCGGGAAGCGGUCCCCGCUCGGGGUCCGACAGCUCCCGGGCGCCUCAGAGAUCGACGCGGGCCAUGGAGGAGCUGCAGAGCCGCUUGCAGGAGACCCUGGAUGUGCUGUCCUCGCAGGAGCUGCGCACCUUCCGCGUCAUCCUCAAGAACUUGGACGAGGAGCCUCGCGUGAGCCCGCUGCAGCUGGAGUUGGAGGGCGACAGCGCGUCGGGGCUGGCCCGCCUCCUCGCCAAGCAUUACUACCUGCCGGCGGCGCCGCGCGUUGUCACCAAGGUGCUGCAGCAGCUGCGCCGCGCAGACCUGCUGCCGCGCUGGCAGACCUACGCAGCCCGCGAGGGCGCCGUGAUUCCAAGAAAGAUUCUAAAGAGAAGCUAUGACAGUGUGGAAGAUGAAUUGGACUGUUAUGAUCUGAGCGGUUCUCGGAAGGCUUUCCUCAUGUGUGUGAAGAAGAACAGGCCAGGGGCUCACCGGGACAUCAUACUGAUGAAGGAGUGGCUUGGCCAGUGCCAUUUUGAACAUACAUCGUGCAUUGAUCCCGACAAAAUGGAGUUACUUGGAAAAAUAACAUCAUUUCGUGAUUGUCUAAAUGAAACUAAAGAUGAAAUUGGCUGUUGCCUUGUUACUCUUAUGUCUCAUGGAGAAAAAGGCUUUAUUAAAAUGAAUGAUGGUGAGAAAGUCAGCCUGGAAGACAUUUUUGAAAUGUUUAACAAUAAAAAUUGCCCAGCACUUCAAGAGAAACCAAAGAUCUUUAUAAUUCAGGCCUGCAGAGGAGAGAAAAGAGACAGUGGUGUUGAAACGGAUGACGAACCCAUGGACUCUGAUAACAUAUCAGAGAAGAGGAGGCUGCCCACAUUCAGUGAUUAUUUCAUCAUCUAUCCUACCCAGCCAGAUCAUGUUGCUUUACGGCACCCCCGCACUGGUUCUGUGAUGAUUGAAGCAAUGACUGAGGUCUUUAAACAGUAUGGCAAAAAGUGGCACAUUGCUGACUUUUUCACCAAAGUGAAUAACAGAGUGGUGCACAGUGAAUUUCAUCUACAGGAGGAACCAAUAAAAGUAUCACUUGUAAUGGAAUCAACUUUAACCAAAUCUGUAUACUUUUGACAUUAGGAAAAUUUAAAAUAUAAGGACUGCUUUGAAAUAGACUUUUUAAUGAGCUGUGGGGGUCUCUACCAUUGUCUUGAUGGUUAUCAUUUUGCAUUAUUUCUGUCAUAAGUGGUACUUCUCCAGUUUGUUUUGUAUAUAUGUUAUUUUUCUGAGAUUUAACUAUGCUUUUUUUAACUGUCCUUUUUUGAUACUUGUAAAUAAUUUUACUUUUUUUAAAAAAAGAUCACUGUGUUUUCUGAAGUUUUUUCCUCUGAACUGUUAUCAAAACAUGGAAGUCCAGAUCUGUUAUUUGUGUACUGUUUUAUCAUGUUUCCCUUGCUGAUUACAUCCCACCCCAUCCACUGCGAAUUUGUUGCUGGUACUAAGCCUUGUUUUCUCAGCCUCCUAUUGAGGAACUGCUAAAACACAGAAGGUAGUCUUAUUUUCUGUUUUGUCUUAUUCCCCACCCCCAUCAUUGUCUGCAGCCAGACUGAUCUUCUUUUGACUCUGUAAACCAUCCUCAAAUCUUACCUGUCUGUCUUUGCUUGUACUUGGUGCCCUUGAUGCUCUCAGUCUUCCGUUUACUGUCCCAGAACCUUUGACCUGUCAUUUUCUCUGCCCGUCACACUCUUCUCCACCCCAUGUAGGUAAGUCCUUUUGUUUGUCAAGGUUUGAGUCAAACAUCACUUUCCCAACUCCUCAGGCUAGGUCAGCUCUUUCUCUUAUAAGAAAUCCUAUGCUUUUAAUAGCGUUUAGCCUACUGUAAUUAAAUGAUUGUGCAGUGGUUGUUUAAUCUCUCUCCAGUUCAAUCAUAUGUUCCAUGAGGCAGAGGUUGUGUCUUAUUUAUCACUGUAGCCCCAGGUUCCAUCCAUGUCUUAAGGCACAGAGAAGCCAUGUAAUAAAUAUAUAGUGAAUGAAUGAUGCCUAUCUUUUAAUUCUCCUAUCCAUUCCUCAGAACUUGGCUCUUUCCCUCUGCAUACCUUGCCACCUGCUAGCCAUCUCCACCUACUUGCAUGUUUCACAGCCACUUUAAUUCAGUAAGUUGGGAGUUAACUUAAACUUCCCCUAAGUCUCUUCAUAAAACCCAUCCCCAUUUAACAAUAAUCCUUUGACUACCCGCUGCCUAUCCCAGAUUCUCUUAGGGAAAAAAUUUCAAGUCCGCUUCUGUCAGGCCUCAACCCACAUUUCUAAUGUACUGCCUGUUUGUCCUGGGUCUUGGCCACACCAGAUGACUCACCCUUCCUUCACUAAGGGCUUGUGGAUUAAUGAAUGUUAAAUGAACACGGAUAUGUUAUCAUAGUUAAUUCUGUCAUUCCUGCCUGAAAUGUCCUUCUUACUGUAUGCUUCCUCAAUACUAUGCAUUUUUCAGGGUGCAGCUUGGAUCCCAUCCCACUCUAAAGAAAACCUGUGUGUAGACCAUUGUGUUUAGAGUAACGAACUCUGGACUGGGCAUGAGUUUUAACUGUAACUGUGCUCUAACUUUCUGUGUAGCUUUGGACUUUAUAUUUAUGUAUAUAGAAAUCUGUAUAAGAGAUUUGGCUCAGCUGACUCUGAGAACUCAUCCAGCUGGACUUUAGUGAGCUCUGACUUCUAGAGAACUUGCUUAUUAACAUCCUGGAGAUGUGGCUGUUCCUGAAACUAGGAAUUCAAGUUGGCAGUUGCAUAAGACUGUUGGACUUAGAGAAGAAUGUGGAUCCUUGGUGAGAAUGCUCUGAAGAUUGAGGCCAAAUUCACUGAAGUAACCCAGAAUCUCCAGUCCUAUCUUCAUUUCAGGGAUAAUUGUGUCCUUUUUAGUUAAUGUGAUUUCUUAAAUAUAUGUGUCCUAAUUUUUUGUGAGGUUUAAUUUUUAAACCAUCAAAUUUUGAUAUUUGAUA
Molecule: messenger RNA, 3156 nt
Organism: Choloepus didactylus (southern two-toed sloth)
Lineage: Eukaryota; Metazoa; Chordata; Mammalia; Pilosa; Megalonychidae
Product: caspase-14-like
Exons: 7
Coding region: 188-1300 (370 amino acids)
Biological process (GO): proteolysis
Molecular function (GO): cysteine-type endopeptidase activity
Source: RefSeq, a predicted model, not a curated record